AUGCUCGUCGAACAGUUUGACCAGCUUGUCGCACUGGUCCAGGGUCAGCGCGUCCUUAGCUACCCUAGAUGGAGUGGUAUAGAUCUCGCAGCACCCCCAGGCCCGCUCCCCCUCCCCCUAAUCGGGAACACACACCUCCUCCCUCCCUCAAAACCCUGGCUCUACUUCGAGUCCCUGUCAAAACAAUACAACACACCAAUAAUCACAUUCUGGACCGGCCGCCGUCCUACAAUCUGGCUCUGCGACGCCUGGACCGCACACGCGCUGCUGGAUAAACGCGCAGCGCUAUACGCCUCACGGCCGCGCAUGGUCGUCUUCGCCGAACUCGGCGCGGGCCAGGAAAACCUCGUGAAUAUGUACUACGGCGAUCGCUGGCGGCUACAUCGGAAACUCACACACAUGGGGGUCGGACUGCAGCAGGUGCGCAAGUAUCGCGGGUUCCAGAACGACGAGAGUAGAGUCGUUGCGUAUGAUUUGCUCAGAGAGCCGGGUGAGUAUGUGCGCCAUUUCGAGCGGUAUGCGACCAGUGUGGUUUCGAUUAUUGGCUUUGGCAGACGCGUCAGAAGUUAUAGGGAUCCGAUUGUUACGGAGGUUAUUGCUGUUAUGCAGAGGGCUGCGGAGUUGAAUGUCCCUGGGAAGGGGGCGCCGAUGGUUAUGGAGAGUUUUCCUAUUCUUGCGAAAUUCCCGAAUUGCAUUGCGCCCUGGAAACAGGGACUUGGGGGAGGACAAGGACGCGGACGACCGUUCUUCUAUGCUCUGGCUGAAGAAGCAGCGAAUGCAGAGAAAGCCUCGACUACGAAACAGGGAGAGCCAUGUUAUGCGCAACGAAUCUUCGAUGAAGCACCAAAGUAUAACCUAUCAAAGAUGGAAAUCUCUUCUCUCUCGGGAAAUCUAUUCGGAGCAGGGAGCGAUACGUCGAGUUCGACACUUGUGACAUUUGCCCUGGCGUGCUGCGCGUUUCCUGAGACGUUACCUCGGGCAUGGGAGGAGCUUGAUCGGGUUGUUGGGCCGCAUCGGAGUCCGGCGUUUGAAGAUGAGGCUGAGUUGGUAUAUGUUAAAGCAUUUGUGAAAGAGGUGCUCAGGUGGAGGUCUGUGGCUAUCAUCGGAGGCCAGCCGCAUGCGCCUAUUCAAGAUGAUGUUUAUGAGGGCUAUCUAAUCCCAAAAGGAACCUGGGUGCAAGGCAACGUCUGGGCAAUCCACCAUAACGAGCGUGAAUUCCCAGACCCCGAUAGGUUUAAUCCGGAUAGGUAUAUGUCCGGAAGUCCAGAUUCACGGCCUUUCCCCGGCGAGAAGGGGUAUAUGACGUUUGGAUGGGGACGGCGGGUGUGCAGUGGACAGGGUCUAGCUGAGCAGGGCACCUUCAUCACGAUAGCGCGGUUGCUGUGGGGGUUUCGGAUUGAGAAGGCGAGAGCUGAGAAGGGGGAUGAGAUUCCGGUUGAUAUUUUCGAUUAUACGAACGGCCUCAACAUGCGCCCUAAUCCGUUCGAGUGCAGUAUUACGCCUCGCAGUGAGGAGAUUCGGUCGACGAUUGAGCGGGAGGGAGAGCAGGCCUUGCAGUAUCUGGCGAAAUAUGAUGGCGAGUCGAAGUACCGGAUGAGUACUUAUUAUGCUGAGCAGAAGCUGUAG
Molecule: messenger RNA, 1626 nt
Organism: Aspergillus puulaauensis
Lineage: Eukaryota; Fungi; Ascomycota; Eurotiomycetes; Eurotiales; Aspergillaceae
Product: cytochrome P450
Exons: 5
Coding region: 1-1626 (541 amino acids)
Molecular function (GO): monooxygenase activity; oxidoreductase activity, acting on paired donors, with incorporation or reduction of molecular oxygen; heme binding
Source: RefSeq, a predicted model, not a curated record